Molecule: messenger RNA, 1555 nt
Organism: Dipodomys ordii (Ord's kangaroo rat)
Lineage: Eukaryota; Metazoa; Chordata; Mammalia; Rodentia; Heteromyidae
Gene: Olfml3
Product: olfactomedin-like 3
Exons: 3
Coding region: 213-1433 (406 amino acids)
Biological process (GO): signal transduction
Source: RefSeq, a predicted model, not a curated record
CAGUGCUUGGGGGCCAUCUGUGUUUGAUCAGACCAGGCGGGAAGAGGGGUGGGGGGUAGAGAGACUGAAGGCAUUCCAGAGGAGUGAGAGACCCAGAGAUCAGAAAGGAAGGCCCGCCCCGCCCAGCCCCGCCUGCAACACCGCCCGGCGCAGCAGCGCAGGCCUGAAGGGAGAGGCCCACACCACUCCUCCGGCCCCACGUCCCCGCCGCCAUGGGGCCCUGCUCUUCAGUCCUCCUCCUGUUCCUCCUGGCAUGGUCUGAGCCCCUCCGAGGGCAGCAGCACCACCUUGUGGAGUACAUGGAGCGCCGGCUUGCCACCUUGGAGGAGCGCCUGGCCCAGUGCCAGGACCAGAGCAGUAGGCAUGCUGCUGAGUUGCGGGACUUCAAGAACAAGAUGCUGCCGCUGUUGGAGGUGGCAGAAAAGGAGCGGGAGGCUCUGAGAACGGAGGCGGACACCAUCGCAGGGAGAGUGGACCGCCUGGAGCGCGAGGUGGACUAUCUGGAGGUCCAGAACUCAGCUCCCCCUUGUGUGGACCUCCAGGAGAAGGAGACCGAAGGCCCCGGGGCCAAAGGCAAGAGCAGGCGAAAUGAGAAAUACGACAGAAUAACUGACUGUGACUACACAGUAGCCCAGGUGAGGUCGAUGAAGAUCCUGAAAAGGUUCGGAGGCCCUGCGGGCAUGUGGACCAAGGACCCCCUGGGGCCUGCGGAGAAGAUCUACGUGUUCGACGGGACCCAGAACGACACAGCCCUGGUCUUCCCCAGGCUCCGGGACUUCACGCUUGCCAUGGCGGCCCGGAAGGCUUCCCGAAUCCGAGUGCCCUUCCCCUGGGUGGGCUCAGGGCAGCUGGUAUAUGGUGGGUUCCUUUACUAUGCCCGGAGGCCUCCCGGAGGGCCAAAAGCCACGGGUGAGCUGGAGAACACGUUACAGCUCAUCAAGUUCCACUUGGCAAACCGAACCGUGGUGGACAGCUCGGUCUUCCCCGCGGAGGAGUUGCUCCCCCCGUACGCACUCUCCGAGGACACCUACAUUGACCUGGCGGCCGAUGAGGAGGGCCUGUGGGCCGUCUAUGCCACCCGGGAUGAUGCCAGGCACUUGUGUCUAGCCAAGUUAGACCCCCAGACCCUGGACACAGAGCAGCAGUGGGACACCCCGUGUCCCAGGGAGAACGCCGAGGCGGCCUUUGUCAUCUGUGGGACCUUGUACGUCGUCUAUAACACCCGCCCUGCCAGCCGGGCCCGCAUCCAGUGCACAUUUGAUGCCAGCGGCACCCUGACCCCCGAGCAGGCAGCGCUCUCCUACUUUCCCCGUCGGUACGGUGCCCACACCAGCCUCCGCUAUAACCCUCGCGAGCGCCAGCUCUAUGCCUGGGAUGAUGGCUACCAGAUUGUCUAUAAGUUGGAGAUGAGGAAGAAAGAGGAGGAGGUCUAGCCAUGUUUCUUUGACUCUUAUCCCCAUACAUUUUCAUUCCUGCUAGAUUUCCUGCUGCUCAUUCAUCAAAUAUAGCCAAAUUGUGACUCCAGUCGCCUACUUUUAAAAACAAACCAAUUGCA